Messenger RNA from Ictalurus furcatus (blue catfish), 4593 nucleotides. RefSeq names its product G protein-coupled receptor 183b (gene gpr183b). Lineage: Eukaryota; Metazoa; Chordata; Actinopteri; Siluriformes; Ictaluridae. Gene Ontology annotation, molecular function: oxysterol binding; G protein-coupled receptor activity. Gene Ontology annotation, cellular component: membrane. The transcript is spliced from 3 exons. Gene Ontology annotation, biological process: G protein-coupled receptor signaling pathway. The record is from RefSeq and is a predicted model, not a curated record. Bases 744 to 1799 code for a protein of 351 amino acids.
AAUAAUAUAAAUUAUACAUUAUAUAUUAAUAUAAAACGUGAUUUGUCUUGCAACUCCACAAGACGUUUUUUUUUUAUCUAGCUUGUCCUGUAAAAUGGAUAAAUCAUAUCUGGGGGAAAUAUAAACACCUUAUGUACGUCAUGGUUACCUGAAAUGCGAAAUCCUUGAUCAACUUAUUAUAAUAUACAAAAUUCAAAUAUGCCCUUUAGAUUCAGUUCCACAUUAACGUCAAACUGUCUGAGGACUGAGUUUCAUUUCUCCAAAUGAACCUCAACUGCCUCCCUCAUGACAAGAACGGAGGAGGUGCAGGAAAAAAAAAAAAAUGAGUCGGAAAAUGGAAAGGAAAUGGUGUGGUUUGUGAAACCUGCUUUGGAGCUGCGCAUUUCAAAAUUUCAGAUAGUUGAGGUUCGCAAUUAUGUGAUAAGGGAGGGGAACAAAUAUACACGCAGAUUGUGUGAGAACUUGCGAGGUGUGUCUUGGUUUGAUAUGCACGAGGAAGUCUGCGUUGCCCGCUCAGAGAAAUAAGCUGCUGCUCAACUGUUUGAAACCAUUAGUGAAUAGUUUGUUGCAAUGUGUAAGACGACGUUUUCAGGAGGAAAUACCAUACGCAUUCUUUGGAGUCGUUGAAAUCAUUUUAAAGAGAGACGUUCCUGAAGAUUUACAGAAUAACACCACUUUGGGUUCGGUCACUCCAUACAUGGAAGAAAUUCGAUGCAAUUAAGUCUCUUCAUCAAUCUGUGAUAAUGUCUACACAAGUCAACUGCACCAACCUGUACUCCCACUAUCUAGUGGCACGUGUGUUCAUGCCACUGGCCUACUCCAUCAUCUGUCCACUGGGGCUGCUGGGCAACGCUCUGGCACUGCAUGUCACCUACACCAAGCUGACCAAACUCAACUCCAGCACAGUGUACUCUGCCAACCUGGCAGUGUCGGACUUGCUCUUCUGCCUGGUGCUGCCAUUGCGGGCCAUGUACUACGCCUUGGGCUUCCACUGGCCUCUGGGAGAGGGACUAUGCAAGGCCACAGCCUUGCUCUUCUACCUCAAUUGCUAUGCAGGUGUUAAUUUUAUGACCUGUCUUGCUGUGGAUCGCUUUGUUUCCGUAGCACUGCGGCCGAGGUUUGUGUGGCUCCGGAAAAUGCGGAACGUGAAGGUCAUUUGCGUGUUAAUGUGGGUGCUGGUGUUGGCGCAGACGCUGCCAUUACUGACCAUGCCCAUGACUCAUACGGAGCAGGAUGGCAAAAUUACUUGCAUGGAGUACCCUAAUUUCGAGCGCACUGUCCAAGGCUUGCCUUACAUUCUGAUUGGAGCUGUGGUUUUGGGCUACGGGAUUCCGUUGGGGACGAUCCUCUUCUGUUACUCGGCGCUCUCACACAGACUGCGGCAGGCUGCCAAGUCCAACCGUUUGACCGAGCGCUCUGGAAGGACGCAUAAGGCACGGUCAGUGAUCGCUGGCGUGGUGCUGGUGUUUGUCGUGUGUUUCAGCCCGUACCACGUGGACCUGCUGCAAUAUGUGAUUCGGAAGCUCGUGUCGGAGCCGAACUGCGAAGAGCAGCACUCUUUCCAAAUCUCCCUGCACAUCACUGUGUGCCUCAUGAACUUCAACGCGUGCCUUGACCCAUUUGUUUACUUCUUCGCGUGCAAUGGCUACAAGAAGAAAGUGCUGAACCUGCUGAAGCGCAGGGUCAGCCCGUCGCUCUCCAGUGCAGCACCCAGUUCACCCGAGAGCUCAGGAGCUCAUGAACAAGUAUCCCACCACAACAGACAUCUGAUUCUGAACACCCUCAAGAACAGCUCCUGAACCUCAAAACCCCUCAUGGCAGCCCUCAGACAGGAUCUAUUUUCUGGAGGUACAUCUAGACCAAUUUGCACUGGACAAGAGAUUUCUCAAUACAGAGCUGGCAGAGUUUACAUGAAGAGUUUCAUCACACCAAAACAAGUACUCAUACAUACAUUUCAUAUCUUCAAGGAAAACCUUAACCUUUGUUAUAACUACUUGUUGUAGUGCUUGUGUCUGUUCAAGGUGUCUUAAUUAAUUUGAUACAUUCCCAAUUUGUGCUGUCCCAUUGGGGGAAAAGUUACCCGUAGAACAGAGGCUUUCCUUUGAGAUAAGGGAUCUAGUAGAACCCCUUUAGGAAGGCAGAACCCUUGACGGAAAAUAUAAACGUUUUUGAACAUCAUCGAUAUUUUAUUGUUUGGAAAAUCUAGUCAGUCAACACUUGGUUCAAGGUUAGUACGAGUUUGACGUAAUAGAAAAAGAUCACUUCCUGAAGUGUCGCCGUAGUAGAAAAACAAAAACAAACAAACAAACACAAAAUCUCUUUCCCAACACGUCAAUUCACACGGUACUUAUUCACUUAUCUGAGGUUCUACCGGUCCUUUUAUAGGAUCUACACAAUCUUUUCAGAGUUUUUAAGGGAAUGAGAAUCUACCUGACAUGACUGGUUGGAGUGGGUUUAAAAUUCAUACAGAUACUAUGCUACUAACUACAUUACCAUGCUUCCGGAUAUAAAAACGAUCCUCUCCGAAUAGGGCUUGGGAUGGAUUACUUCCAUGGAGUGCAUGCGCAAGGAGAAAACCAGGAGAGUGAGGGGAACCGCUUAAUAUGGAUAGAAUAUUGAAAUGGUAGAGCAGAAUAUCAACGCAGAUAUUUCUAUUAUAUUAAGACUACAGGAAUUGUGGUACAGAUCAAUAUACAUAUAUCAGAUGUAUAGACGGUAUGUAUAGAAUAUGCAUACAAUGUGUGUAUGUAUAAAAUAUAAAAGUGUCCAAGCAGUAAAUGGCAAUGAAUAAAUUGUGUGUGUGUAUAUAUGUAUAUAUAUAUAUAUAUAUAUAUAUAUAUAUAUAUAUAUAUAUAUAUAUAUAUAUUUUCCUUUUCCCUUAAAUGGGACUGCAUUCAUCAAACAAAUGUAAAGAGUAUUCUAUUUCUCAUGAGACGUGGAUUUUAUACUGUAGUUUACUGCUUGAAAAAUACCUGAACACACCUUGCAGGCUGUUCUGCUUAAAUACGAGUCCAGUUUUUGUGCCCGGGAUACACUUUCAAAUGUGAAAUGAGUGAAUGUCUCGAGGAAAUAUAAUCAUCUCGUGAUAAGAAAGAGUCGAUAAAAGAUAGCAUUUUGGGGACAGGACUGUCAAAACGCACGUCCUUCAACUCCAUAUUUGUUCUCAGACCCGAAUGAGCUGAAAGUUAAAGACACAGCUAUUGGGGAGAUGCAUGUUCCUAUACAGAUAUCUAGAGGACAUUCAUGUUGUAACGCUGUGUAAUCUGUGCAUCUCAAUGACACCAGUGAGUCAGAGAGUACGGCAAAAAGUCCCACUGCUUUUUAGACAACAUAUAAGCCAGGAAUUAAUGACGAACCCCACGGUUUUAGUACAACACAGUGUAGCAAAUGUGUGGUUGUAUACAAGAAAAUGUCGAUUUCUUAAGAUACCUUGCAAAAGCACACAGAACUAUUUCGCAACCUUAAUGCAAGAACGUUAUUAAAUAGUUAUAUAAUCAGUAAAGCUAAUUAUAAUAAUUAGUCACCUAUUACGGUUUUGAAACGUGCCUAAAUUGGUUUUAAAAUUUUUGUCUCAUACGACAGAUUUACAUGCAUCCGAGGUCAAAAAACAAUUUAACGCACUCAUAAUUUAAAUUGCAGCAUUACCUUUUUUCCCCCCAGUGUCACAGACGACUCGUUCAAUGAUCCGUUCUAUAUGAUUCGUUCUAAACUCCUCCUUUCAGAGAGCAUACUCUGCUCCGAUUGGUCAGAUGUCCAAGUCUGUUGUGAUUGUUCUAACGCUGUCAGCGUGUGUUUAAAAGGAAACGCCCACUACCAUUACGAGUAUCGGCUUGAUGAAGAUCAGAGGCGGGGCUUUGUGUUACAAAUCUACGUAGGUUUGUACAGGGAGUAAGUCUGGAAUCACUAGCGAUUCGUUUCAACUUUUCAGAAUCGGUUCCUUCUUUUGGGAGUCGAUAACUCCGUUUGUCGUGCGCUUUAAUUUUCGAAACUUUGCAGACGCUUUUACAUUCACAAACAGCUCUAUAAAGCACCACAGGAAUGGUAAUAUUUGAAAAACCAUAAUAGGUGCACUUUAAUUUAUUAUUAUAAUUUUUUUUUUUAAUUAUUUAAAGAAAACGUAUAAAAUGUUAUUAAACAAUUUGUUUAAAUGAGUGAUUUUCUUUUAGCAAUAAGGAAGAAAAAAAAUCCAAAGCCAAACAAAAUCUGAACCUCCAACCCUGAGACAAACACCCUACCCCACUGCAGCAUUAGGUGGUGGUAAUUGGACACUUUCAAAUAAAUACUAGAAACUUCCGCACUACAGAAAAGUGUUAUCACAUAUUGGUAAAUGUUCACACAGAUGUAGAACCUAACAGAAACACAUACGGCGUUUUUCCAGUGCACAGUGCAGUACGGCUCGGCUCGACUCACUUUUUGGGGGUUUUCCACUGUGGAUAGUGCCUGGUACCUGGUACCUUUUUUUAGUACCACUUCGGUCGAGGUUCCGAGCGAGCCGAGCCGACACUAACUGUGAGCCACGCACUGAUGGAGUAGGAAUUCUCCUUAACGAGUGGUUCUGUAUUGUGCCUGAAUAAAUGUGUGUCAUUUAAUACA